Echinostoma caproni is the source of this 5499-nucleotide messenger RNA. The record is from the annotation of a GenBank genome assembly. Lineage: Eukaryota; Metazoa; Platyhelminthes; Trematoda; Plagiorchiida; Echinostomatidae.
AUGAAGAUUAAAGUGGCUACUAGUUUCAGUUAUCGGAGUGACAGUCGUGAUGGUGCAGAACGAUACAUUAGUUCUGCUGUCACGAUCGAGCCCGAUGAUGAUCAGUCGGUGGAAGAAUAUGAUGAUGAACGCGCACUGGAGACCACAUACACUACGAAUUUGACAGAAAAACCAUGCCUCCCGUCCGGUCAAGAACUGACAAAGAAAUUCAGUGAUGUUGCUCUACCAGAACCACGGUUUAUGAUAAUUGGCAAACCGUGUACGGGAAAGACUACCUUAGCCAAGCAGUUGUGUAAACAGUUCGGUUGCGAACUUGUGAAUGCGACUGAGUUGAUUGAAGAGAAUCUGAGAAACCAGACAGAAAUUGGGCGUACAAUACAAAAUAUUAUGGUAGAUGGUCGUGAUUUGGAUGACGAAAUUGUAUUGAGAAUGCUUGCGGAGAAAUUGCAAUCACCCAAUUGUAUCAAAAACGGCUACGUACUGGAUGGAAUCCCAACACAUAGCGAGAAUGCUCUUUCAAUUGAGAGGCAACUGGAUUUCAUUUGUGCAUUGGAGAAUCCUCCCGUCUAUGUGCUAGAUAUAAAAAUCACAAAUGAAGAACUCCGAGGUCGAUGGGAAGACAUGAAAAUUGAUUACAAGGAUGGACAUUUGUACCCAAAAGAGAGUUAUGACUUUAAUGCUCAAUCACUUCGGCCAGGAUCUCCCGUUCACCCAGACUUUCCUUUGGUUGAUUCGGAUAUCAACGAACGUCUUUUAACCCGUCAUGAAGAAAUUUCAGAGAACCUAGAUCAACAUUUCGCUUUCUAUGACUCAAAAGUUCAAAACAAAGUGGAUGAUUUUAUGUCUAGAUACGACCCUUCAUCAGUUAUCAGCCUAGAUGGUCAUAUUUCCCCCACCGAGCGAUUUGAAGUGACCAUGAACAGAUUAAAAACUAUCUCCAAUCAGAGUCAAGAUGGCACGGAUACACGCAGCCGGACACCAGUAAUGAACAGCGAGCGACUACAAAUAACAGAUUCUAUGAAAGCCUCAUUCAAAGCGGAUAAAACAUUAUGGAUCGGUCAUGCCCCGCGUCUUGUGGUCUUUGGGAGACCAGGUAUCAAAAAGAGAAUCCUUGUCAAAGCACUGUGUGAUACAUGGGAUUGUGAAUAUGUGAAUGUUGCGGACAUUAUCCAGCAUCAAGUGGUUGCGAAAACACCUCGUGGUUUGGAAAUAAUUUCAAUCCUCUCUCAAGGUGAACAGUUACCUGAUGAAUUUUUGAUUGAAUUCCUUAUGGAAAGGCUCAGUUCUCCUGAUUGUCGCCAGAAUGGUUACAUAAUUGAAGGUCUGCCCACCUAUGGUGAAGACGCUUUAUCCAUUAAAAAACAAAUCGAAUUUCUGGAACAGCUCUAUCCGGAGCCAUACUUUUGGGUGGUCAUUCGCGCCCCGGAGACUGGAUCGCUUCAGGCUCGGCCCACUAGUUUCUCCUCCGAUAUAUGUCCAGGGACACCGGACUACUCUUGUGAGUUGUCAUCCCUAGAUGAAGAAAUCAAGAGACGUCUGCUCGUUCGACGUGAAGAAUUGCCCGAAAACCUGGAAACUCUUACCCGAUUCUAUAAAGAACGUGUUGAAGAACCAUUGGGCGAGUUCAUUAGUCGCUGUGCUCCCAAGUCUGUGAUAUGGCUUGAUGGAACGCUCAGUCCGUAUGAUUUGGGAUUGGCUUUGAUUGCUGCAAUCCGUGCAACCAUUGAUGAGUGCGGCUUGAAAGCUUCAGCACCCCGUCCCAAGAAUUACCUUCCCACUCUUGCCUUUCCUCAAGAACCGAAUCCUGAUACGGACGUGUUAUCUUCUACGAGGGUAGUGGAUUCAGUUGGAUCAUUUGAGAACGUAGAAACACCUCGUUCUGCUGUUGGAGGAGCUGUUGCUAGUGAGGAUACUGGUUCUGAAAAUCGCCAAAUGCCGACCGAAUACAAGGGUUUCGCUGGCGAAUUUCAUUUGCGAACACAAUACCGUUCGACGACCAGCAAUGCUAGUCAAAUUUCUGAUACGGAACAGAAUCGGAUGGCGACAGCACUGGGAACCAUGGGGUCUGUGCCAUCUAUUCUAUCAAAGUCUAGCGGCGGGAAUGAUAUGGCCGGACAACCAAACACCAGUGAAGUUGCCAUUCGCACUCCAGCGCUGCGUAGGGCGCCUGAGAGUGAACAGCAAAAGUGUUGUUGCCACUGCGGGGCCAGAUUCGCUGAGAUGCCGGAUGAUAUUCUAAGGGCUCGUUGGGAAUCGGUAAAAAUUGAUCUGGAAAGUGGUAUUCUAUACACCGACACAACAUACAAACUGCGUUCCGGUUCGCGGCAUUUGGUGCCAACCUGUUGUGUAACAAUACCGGAUGAUAUAGGUGCGCCAAAUGGUCUUCCUGAGGAGAAACGAACUCUGAUUAAGCGUUUCGAAGAGCUGUCUGAGAGCAUGGAUAAUAAUAUCACUUUUUAUCAUGAAGUUGUAGAACCUCAAGUGCGUGAGUGGUUGGACAAAUACCAUGCUGAUAACAUUAUAUCCAUGGACGGCGAUAUGGACGUGAAUGAAAUCUUCUAUAUGUUACACCAAAAGAUCAGCAAAAUUUUGGACAACCCGAACACACCCCCAAGGUUACUUUUCAUGGACAAAGCGAAUUCGUUCGUGCCGGGUUCAUGUUGUCGUCGAUGUGGGGCACGUUACACAAAUCUGGAACGCCAACCCGAUUUGUGGCCAGACGAUCCACCUCGUAUUGCUAUUUUGGGCAAACCCUGUACAGGGAAGACUACUUUGGCCAGACGUCUCUGUGCUCAAUGGAAUUGCCAACUGAUAAACGCCACGGAUCUGAUGCAGGAGCAUCUGAAUCGAAACACCGCGACGGGACAACGUAUAAGAGAAAUACUCUGUUCUGGAGCAGAUUUGUCGGAUCACUUUGUAGUCAACAUGCUUUUGGAAAAACUCUCAUCCCCCGGUUGCACAGAAACCGGCUACGUGAUUGAUGGCAUUCCAACACACAGUGAAAAAUCGCACUCAAUUGCUUCUCAAUUGGACUUCUUACGCUCGAUAGUUCCACCACCAGACUAUCUUUUCGUGAUCGAGAUACCUGAUGCUGCGUUAAGAGAACGGUGGCAAACGAUUCGGAUUGAUGUUGCCGACGGGACUUUGUACACCACGCGCAUGUUCGGUAACCUGGGUCGGCAUCCUUCACAAUCUCGAGGACGAUGUACAAGACACGCUGAUUUUCCAGAGUUGGAUGAUAAAACACGGCAACGAUUGAUCACCAGGCAUGAAGAGCUUCCCGAAAAUUUGGAUCGUCAUUUCCAAUUCUACAAUGACCAAAUUGCUCCACAGUUGCGCGAGUUUAUUCGCCAACAUAAUCCAGCCAAAUUAGUCAUACUUGAUGGAGAACAGCACGCGGAUGCGAUGGUGAACUGUUUUAAGGCAUUGUACACCUCCCACGUCAGACCUCGCUUGGAGUUCGCGAGCGCCGCGGCAUAUUCCUAUACAACUGCUGAAAUGGUGAAGCUGGAGAGAGUCCAACGAGCUGCCACCCGUAUGAUUGCCGGGUUACGCGGGUGUUGCUACACCAAACGAUUGCAUGCGACUGGAUUGUUUCCGGAGUCCUAUCGCCGAGUACGGGGUGAUAUCUGUGUGCGACGUAUUCUUCGCGGUGACAUGGGUUCAGAUUUGAUGGAGUAUUUCCCUCUGCGCGAGCAGACCAGGACUCGUGGACAUGGACUUACGCUGUUGAAGCUUUCGUCCACUUUGUUGUAUAAGCUCAAUGUCAUGGCACGAAAUCCAAAUGUACCAACAGCAGAACUAUUUGCGGAACCCCCACGCCCCGGACAUGAUAGGGAUAUGUUUUGUAACUGUCCGCACCAUAAUCAUAUGCAAGUUGAGCCUAUCGCUGAGCUUUGGACAGACAAACCGCCCCGUGUGCUUAUUGUGGGCAAACCGUGUACAGGAAAAACUACUUUGGCUAAACGUCUAUGUGCUGCAUGGAAUUGCGAAUUGAUUAACGCAUCGGAAAUGAUAAGACACGCAUUAGAGACAAAAUCUGAUUUGGGGCGGUCUAUUCGUGAAAAUUUAGUCAAAGGAUACGAUCUCAAUGAUCAUCUAAUAUUGGAGUUGCUGCGCCAAGCGAUCAACAGCCCAGCAGCAAUGUCAAAUGGAUAUAUUCUAGACGGGUUGCCGACACACAGUGAAAUGGUCAUGUCUGUACCAGACCAGUUACAGUUUUUACGGAAACUGGAGAACGGCCCGGAUUACAUUAUUGAGAUUCAGAUGGCUGAUGACAAGCUUCGCAAUCGGUGGGAGGCUAUUCGAAUUGACGUUGCAGAUGGCACGUUGUAUUCACGCCUCAAUUACGACCGUCCACCCGCAGUUCAAGUGAACGGACGUCGAACACGCCAUCCGGACUUUCCUAUCAUUGAUGAGCAAACUAAGGAUCGCUUGUUAACGCGCCACGAGGAAUUGGCUGAGAACUUGGAUCGACACUUUGAAUUCUAUCAUCAAAGAAUUGAUGAACCCUUAAAACAACACAUCGCUUCUCACGAUCCAUCCAUGGUUGUGCGUGUGAAUGGUGAUCUGUCACCAACACAAUUGUUUCAGUCAGUUCUAUUACGGUUGUCUAUCAUGUCAAGACAUCCAGGCGUGGACACAGCUGUACUCUUCCCGACAGGAAGCGGUGAAUCCGGUGAGGCAGAAGACAGCAGUCAUUGCGAAUGUGGAGAUGCUGACGGAGCUGGUUUCGGCCGAAAUCGUAUGAUUUGGCAGCAGGACGUACCCCGAGUCAUGAUUGUGGGCAAUUCUUGUUCUGGUAAAACCACGUUGGCCAAAAGACUUUGCAAGGAAUGGGGUUGCGUGCUGGUCAACGCCAGUGAAUUGAUUACGCAACAUCUGAACAAUCGCACUGCUUUGGGUGAUCAGUUUUCCAAUAUCCUACGAUCUGGAAAAGAUUUGCCCGAUGAUCUCGUGUUGCAUAUGAUUCACAAUAAGCUCAUUUCAGACGAAUGCAACGAAAUGGGUUAUGUGUUGGACGAUUUCCCCACAUCAAGCGAGAAAGGAUUAUCCAUUGGCAGACAAUUAGAAAUGCUCAACGGCCUACCAUUUCGACCAGAAUUCAUUAUCCAAAUAAAUAUUCCCGAAAAUGAUUUACGCCAAAGAUGGGAAGCAAUGCGAAUGGAUAUCGCUGAUGGUGCACUCUAUGCAUCAAAUGUUACAGCCGAUACCCGCAGUGGUUCACAAGCACAUCCGAGGUUUCCCACACCUACAGCGAAACAACCGGAACGUCUUAUCACAAGAUACGAAGAGCUGACUGAGAAUGUAAAUCUUCAGAAUCGAUUCUACCAGGACUAUGUGCAACCGCAAAUCGCCGAAUUCAUUCAACAAUAUCCGAAGGAAUUUGUGAUUACUGUUGAUGGGACAGACUCACCGGCAAACGUUUUUCGAUCGUUCUUGCAAAGCGUUCAAAGUGACUUAAACAACAUCUUCCGAGAAUUCUCAAGCAGACUGUAG